AUGUCGACCAAACACGUCUUUCAGUCGGCCGACGGCCUUGUCCUCAGAUCCCUACGCGGGGCAGCUGCUUUGAAUCCGAAUAUACGCCUACAUGAACCAUCAAAAACCGUAUACGUCGUGAACCCUCCUUCGGGAGCACGUGUCGCCCUCGUCGCAGGCGGAGGUGCAGGCCACGAGCCUGCACAUGGCGCAUAUACAGGAGAAGGCAUGCUUGCAGCGGCUGUAUCCGGAGAUAUAUUCGCGAGCCCGAGCGCCUCUCAGAUUCUCACGGCGAUUGAGCUUGCAAUUGCAACAAGUAGGAGAGAGCGUGACUGUCUACCAGAAGUCCUUUUGAUCAUCAACAACUACACCGGUGACCGAUUGAACUUCGGCCUCGCUCUUGAGCGGGCUCGUGCGCGUUACCCAGACUUGAAGAUCGACGCGCUCGUAGUCGCGGAUGAUGUAUCGCUGUUGCAUACGGAUUCCCUCGUGGGUCCUCGCGGGCUCGGAGGAAACAUACUUGUGUGCAAGCUCCUAGGUGCUGCGGGGGCAGCAGGGCAAACCCUUGCCGAAAUUCAAACGCUCGGCAAGGCCGUCGUCGACGCGCUCGCAAGCGUGGGUGUCGGACUCUCCCACUGUCACGUUCCAGGCCGGGCGGUGCCACAAUCCGAAGAAGCCGCUUCGGAAGAGUGCGAGCUCGGCAUGGGGCUUCACAAUGAACCGGGAGCCCGCAAGGCUUCUUUCGAGAGUGCCGACCAACUCAUCGGCGAGAUGCUCGGCAUGCUGCUGCAAUCUCGCGAGAAUGGCCUCGUGGCCAUCGCGAAGCGCCCGGAGGAAACGGAGGAGACCGUGCUAUUUGUGAAUAACCUCGGCGGCAUCUCGCAGUUGGAACUGGGUGCUGUCGUUGAUGAGGCUCUUGUGCAGUUACGUGCAAUUGGUAUACGUCCACGCAGAGUAUAUGCGUCGCCCUACAUGACUUCGCUCAAUGCACCGGGGUUCUCCCUGUCUCUGCUGAACGUAUCUAGCAUUAAGCGUUCCGUGCCCAGUGUGGAUGUGUGCGCGCUCCUUGACGCACCGACUCAGGCACCGGCAUGGUCAGGCGUCCAAUCCGGGUGGCUACACAACCUUCACGAUGACCGGCGUGAAGAAGCGCUUCUCGCAGAGCUCAGAACGGAACGCGGGGUGGUGGGGUCGAGUCAAAGCGAGCAAGCUCAGGUUAAUGGCGGUUCGUACUGGCGCGAGGCCGAUGUAUCGAUUGCCCGUGUUGAAGCGGCCAUCCGCGGCGCCUGUGAGGGUGUCCUGUCGGCGACCAAUGACAUGACGGACUUCGACACCGUCGUCGGCGAUGGCGAUUGUGGCGAGACCUUCGCUGCCGGAGCUAAAGCGAUUCUUCGAGCUCUCGAAGAUCAAUCAUUAGAAGUUGGUAAGGUGAACCCGCCACAGCUCGCACAGGUCUUCGGGGAGCUCUGCGAGAACAGCAUGGGCGGUACUGCUGGGGCAAUUCUGGCGAUCUUCUUCACCGCCCUUGCAACAACGCUUCCAGCGCAUGCAGGCGACCCGAGUGCAUCGUGGAUUUCGGCGCCUAGUCGUGCUCUUGAAGAGCUUUCGGCUCACACACCGGCGCGGUCGGGAGACCGAACGCUUGUCGAUGCUCUACACCCUUUUAGUAUCACGUUAGGUGAUACUGGGGAUAUCCGAGCCGCGGCGAAGGCAGCGCGUGAAGGCGCUGAGGGCACUCGAGACAUGCGCGCGCGCCUCGGGCGGGCCGCAUACGUUGACGGUACCACGAUGAAAGGACUGCCGCCGGAUCCCGGUGCUUGGGGUAUCGCCGCGCUGGUUGAAGGGCUCUGCAAUGGUUGGGAGGGUGGCGCUUAG
Messenger RNA from Peniophora sp. CBMAI 1063, 1854 nucleotides. Lineage: Eukaryota; Fungi; Basidiomycota; Agaricomycetes; Russulales; Peniophoraceae. The record is from the annotation of a GenBank genome assembly.